Molecule: messenger RNA, 3603 nt
Organism: Aphidius gifuensis
Lineage: Eukaryota; Metazoa; Arthropoda; Insecta; Hymenoptera; Braconidae
Product: P2R1A-PPP2R2A-interacting phosphatase regulator 1
Exons: 5
Coding region: 624-1565 (313 amino acids)
Molecular function (GO): protein serine/threonine phosphatase inhibitor activity
Source: RefSeq, a predicted model, not a curated record
CUAGAUCUCCGCCGACGCAGUUCGCGCAAUUGUACAUUGAAUAAAUUACAAUAAAAAAUAUAUAUAGCAUCACAAAUAAGUGUGUAGGUUGAUGCAUUUUGUGUGUGACAAAAUAUCAAAUAAAAAAAGAUAGAAAAUUUAAUCGAAUGCCCCCGGUGGGUGUACACACUGAGCACGAGCAACGUGUGUUCCAUCAUCAUAAUCAUCAACAUCAUCAUCUUUGUCGUUGCUGUAUUUAUCAAUUCUUUUUAGAAAAAAAAAAAAAAACUUAAUUACAAAUGAAUCUUUAAAUAAUCAUUUUAAUAAAUAAUUAAAUACCAAGCUUGUGCCAUUAUAGAAAAAAAUUCAAUCGAAAAAAUAAAAUUCAUAGAAACUCAUUUGGACGUAAAUACACACAUAUGUGAAGCUCAAUUGUCAGACUUUGACUUAAGCUGUUGGUAAGCCUAGUAAAAUUGUGUAAUAAAAAGCUUAAAUUUUUUUUUGAUGAUCAAGUGAGCUUAAUAAUAGUAUUAUUAAAAAAAAAAGGGGUGUUUUUUUAUAAUCACCAAUGUGCCUAAUUGUCGUAAAGAUAUAUUAUUUAAAUAGUAUUAUUUGUGGAUAUAAAAAAGAACAUUUCGAUAGCCAUGGAUGUUGAUUGUCCAAUUGUCAGUUUAAAACGCUCAAGCAGUGCUCCUAUGAUUAAUGAAAUAAGUGCAACUAUGUCGGUCAGUUCACCAUCAACAUCAGCACCAAGGGACACUGUAUCGACAUUUAAUAUAUUUUCAAAUACACCAAGGACUAGACGUUUUAGUACAAGUAGUCCAGGUAGUACAACACCAAGAUUAACACCACGAGUUAAUCAAUUAAAACAAGAAGAAUGUGUUGAUGUUGCUGGUCGUGAAGCAGCACAUGAAAAAGAACUUCACAGUGCAAUGCAAAUAUCACAAUCAUGGGAAGAUUUAACAAUUGAAGCUGAAGGUUUAUCUGUUAAAGAUUCAGAAUCACCAAAUAGUAAAAGUGAUAAACAAUUAACAAAACGUAUAUUUGAUCCAUUAAAUUUAAAUUUAUCAAUUGGUAAUGGACCACCAAUUUGUUCAUCACCAUCACCAACAAGAUCAAGUAUUGGACAACGUCAAUGUUAUUCACCUGGUUUACAUAUGGUUAAUUGGAAAAAUAAUUUAUCACCAAGUCCAACGAGAAAAGCAUUUGCAACAAGAAGAAGUUUAAGUCCAAUUGCAAUAAGACCAAGUUGUCUUAGUGGAGUUAAAAGAAAAUUUGAAUUAGAUGAUAAUGGACAUGAUAUACAUUUACAACCACCAAUGAAAAAAACAUCAACAUUAGUUUUAUCACAUUCACCAAGAACUGAUGUAAUAUCAAGUCCAUUACCUGGUACAAUAAGUUCAGUUGGUACACCAGAAUCAUUAUCAAGUGUUGAUUCACCUGGUUUUUCAUUUAGACCAGUUGAUAGUCCAUCACCAAAUCUUGGAUUAACAAAUGGUGAUGAAACAAUGAGUGAAGCAAGUCGUGAAUCAAAUAAAUCAACAAAUCAAAUUGAACAACAACUUGGACAGUGCAAUCACAGGUGAAUUUAAUCAGCAAUAAUAAUAGUUAUUAUAUAUUUAAAAACAAACAAACAACUUAUUGCCUCUUUCAUAUAAUAUACAGGCAAAUUUAUUAUUAUUUUUAUUCUUCUUCUUCUUCUUCUUCAUGAAAGAAAUUAAUCCUUUAUUCAAAAGUCUGUAGAAUUAAUAAUAUUCUCAUUGCUAUUUGCCCAAAGGUGCCACUAAAUUAUCAAACGAUAAAAAAAAAUUAUGAAUAAUAAUCUAUUCUUUGUAAUAAUUAUUAACAAUUGAUUUUUUUAAAAUUAAUAUUUCAUUAUGUGACAUAUUUGAUUAAUUGCAUAUUUAUAAUAAUAUAUUAAUAUAUUUUCUCAUGAAAAUUUUAAAUAUACAUAUAAAUCUAUAUAAAGGAAAAAAUAUUAAACUUCAUUUACCUGACUGUAUUGAGAAUGUUGUAAGUGUUGGCUCAUUCAGUCAAACAACGAGCUCAAAAUAUUACUAUUAUUUUCUUUUUAAUGUUUUUUCUUUUUUUUUUCUUUUGUGAGCCUCGUACUUACAGCUAGUCUUUUUAUUUAUAAAAAAAAAUUAUAACUUUUCAUUGACUUAUUAUCUUGAGAAUCAGCAAAAAUAAAAAAAUAAAAAAUUUAUAGUUUAUUUUUCAAUAUGAAAUGUCGUUUCAUUAUAUGUGUAAAUAUUAUAUUUGUAUAAAAAAUAAUUAUGUGAUUUAAAAAAUUGUUUUUGAAAAUGAAAAAAAAAAAAAUUAAUUAAUAUUUUUGUUAUUAAUUAUUUGUAUGAUUCUCAAAGGAAGAUUAAUCUGUAUAUAUAUAAAAAAAAAAAUUAGUCUUGUAUUAGUUAUUGUCUAUUUAUGUCAUCCAAUAAUUUCGAUAAAUUUUUUUAUUAUUUCAUUGUUAAAAGGAAUGAUGCAAUUAUUAUUAUUUAUGUAAAUGAUUUUUUUUCUUUUAAAAAAUAUGGAUGACAAUGUAAUCACCAUGAUAAUAAAUUAUGCUUCCUAAUUCUAAGACUGAAAUUGAUGUUUAUUAUAAAAAAAAAAAACAAAACAACAAUUUGUGAAUGAAAAAUGAUGAAAAUUAAAUAAUUAGAUAAUCAUUUAACUUGAUAAAUUAAUUAUGAUUUCAUUUUUGUUUUUGUUUAAUUUAAUAAUUUGGUAAUUGACAUUUAAAUAACUGAUAAUAAUUUCUAUCAAUAAACAAUUCAAAAUAAUAAUUAUAUAAUACAAAUUUUGCAUAAUUAUUAUUCACAAUAUUAUCAUUAAAAAUAUUUAAUAAUCAAAUUAACGGGUAAAACAAUAUUAAAUUAGAUGUAUUAUAGUAGUUAUAUCGUAUUUGAAUUAAUUCAAUUGUAAAAUAUAAUAUAUAUAAUUUCAAAAAACAAACAAUGACGAUAUUAAAUCAAUAAAUAAUAAGAGACGUUAAUUUUUUAGUUUGAUUAUAAAUUUAUUUUCUCUCUUGUUAUUAUGAUUUAUUAAAAUAUAUAUAUAAAUGUGUAAUAAAGGAUUCGAAAUUUAAAAAAUUAUUGUAAUUCUGAAUAAUAUUCAGACUGUGUAAUAUUGAUAUUAAUAACAUGUAACACGAUUUAUAAAUAAUCUGUUUAUUAAAAGAUUAAAAAACGAAACAAUACAGCUGAUUGCAAUGUGUAAAAAUAAAAAUUUAAAUAAAUAAAUAAUGCAAUUGCAUAAAAUACACGAAACCAAAGAAAAAAAAAACAACAAUGUCUUAUUUUAUUUAAUACAAGCUAGUGUUAUCUGGUUAUGUCCAGGUGAUGUUGAUGUCAUUGGAAAGUAUGUUAUGCUUUAGUAAAUUAAAUCUAUGAUUUCGAAUAAUACCAUCAGUUAACUCUUUUUAUAUUUUAGAUGAUGUUAAAAUUUUUUAUUAAAACUGAAGAAAAUCUGUGUAUUAAAAACCAUGCAAGAAAUAUAUUCUUUUGAUUUUUCUGUGUACCUAAUAAUUACAAAGAUUUGCAAGAUUAAAAAUCGAAAUUUUGUCGAAUCGAAAUACGAGGUAUUUUGCCAUAUUAAAUUAUUAUUUCUUUGGUUUUAAUAAACAAA